GGCAAGAAACAAGAAGUUCCUAAAGAAGAACAGGGACCGACAACAAAGAAUUUGGAUUUCUGGGCACAGCUUAUUACUCUGAUGGUCACCAUCAUAGAUGAAGAUAAAACAGCGUAUACACCUGUCUUGAACCAGUUUCCUCAAGAGCUGAACAUGGGAAAAAUCAGUGCUGAAAUCAUGUGGACUCUGUUUGCCCAGGACAUGAAAUAUGCUCUGGAAGAACAUGAAAAGCAGCGGUUAUGCAAAAGCACAGAUUAUAUGAAUUUGCACUUCAAAGUGAAAUGGUUUUAUAAUGAGUAUGUGCGAGAACUCUCUGCUUUCAAGGAUGCAGUACCUGAAUACUCUCUGUGGUUUGAACCAUUUGUCAUUCAGUGGCUGGAUGAAAAUGAGGAUGUCUCAAUGGAAUUUCUUCAUGGAGCACUAGAAAGAGACAAAAAAGAUGGGUUUCAGCAAACAUCAGAUCAUGCCCUCUUUUCUUGUUCUGUGGUUGAUGUCUUCACACAGCUCAAUCAAAGCUUUGAGAUUAUUAGGAAACUGGAGUGUCCUAAUCCAGAAGCACUAUCUCAUUUAAUGAGAAGAUUUGCGAAGACUAUCAACAAAGUUCUUCUUCAGUAUGCUGUAAUUAUUUCAAAUUACUUCAGCUCAUAUUGUGAUAAAGAAAACGUGCCCUGUAUCUUGAUGAACAACAUUCAACAAUUAAGAGUCCAGCUUGAGAAAAUGUUUGAGUCCAUGGGAGGAAAGGAGUUGGAUCCUGAAGCUAGUGUUGUUCUCAAAGAACUUCAGGUGAAACUUAGCAACGUAUUGGAUGAACUCAGCGUAAUGUAUGCUGCAAGUUUCCAAUUUAUUAUUGAAGAUUGUGUAAGACAAAUGAGCAAUGAACUGAACCAAAUGAGAGGAAAUGGGAAUGCAGCAGCCAAUAAGAACAGUGCGGCCAUUGAUGCCGAGAUUGUGCUUCGGCCUCUCAUGGAUUUCCUGGACAAAACUUUAAGUGUCUCUGCGAAAAUCUGUGAGAAGACAGUUCUGAAACGGGUUUUAAAAGAGCUAUGGAAGUUAGUCUUGAACAAAAUAGAAAAACAAAUUGUGCUUCCACCACUGACGGACCAAACCGGGCCCCAGAUGAUAUUCAGUGCAGCCAAAGAUCUUGGACAACUGUCAAAACUCAAGGACCAUGUGAUUCGAGAAGAAGCCAGAAGCCUGACCCUGAGGCAGUGUGCAAUAAUGGAAGUAGCACUAGCUACUAUAAAGCAAUACUUCCAUGCUGGAGGAAGUGGGCUGAAAAAGAAUUUCCUGGAAAAGAGCCCGGACCUACAGUCCCUGAGAUAUGCUCUUAGCCUUUAUACACAAACUACUGACACCUUGAUAAAGAAGUUUAUAGACACUCAGACAUCUCAAAGUCAAACCACUAAUAAUUCAGUGGGUGAGAUAUCUAUACAAGUGGAUGUCUCUACACAUCCUGGAACUGGGGAGCAUAAAGUCACUGUAAAAGUUGUAGCAAUUAAUAACCUAAACUGGCAAACAACAGCUAUGUUCCGGCCAUUUGUGGAAGUUUGCAUAUUAGGUCCUAACCUAAGUGACAAGAAAAGAAAACAUGGAACCAAGACAAAGAGCAACACCUGGUCACCAAAAUACAAUGAAACUUUCCAAUUCAUUUUGAGUAACGAAGAUAAGCCAGGAGCCUACGAACUUCACCUCUCAGUGAAAGAUUACUGCUUUGCUAGGGAAGAUCGCAUUAUAGGAAUGACAGUUAUUCAGCUGCAAAACAUAGCAGAGAAAGGCAGCUGUGCAUCUUGGUACCCCUUGUUGAGAAACAUCUCUGUAGAUGAAACUGGGUUAACAAUUCUUAGAAUACUUUCUCAGAGGACCAAUGAUGAAGUUGCUAAGGAAUUUGUAAGACUUAAAUCAGAAAUAAGAUCUGCUGAAGAAAUGGCCUAAAAUACCUAAGUAAUACAAGAUUGUCACCGCCAAGAACAUAGAUACAAUGCUGUUGUCUGAAUAGUGCAUGCAUGAAUAGUGCAAAUCUGUGGGAAUGUUUAACUAUGUUUUCAGUGUUUGCCAGUACUUAUGUACUAUAUUUGCAAGGUAUGUCAAGGAGCUCUAUAUCUUUUAUACAUAUUUUGGUCUUUGGUAAAGUAAUUGUUCCAAUGAAGUGCCAAAACUAAGAUUAAGAGUAAAUGUUUCAUCAUAUCUUUUUAAAUGUUGAUUUCACCUCAUCAAAAUUCCUUUAUUUUUAAACAUUUAUGAAUAAAUAAUGAGCUUUUUUAAUUGAUUAUUAGGUUGUCUCUGUUAAACUACUGUGUUGCUUAUUCUAAAUUAAGUUACCUCCC
Fulmarus glacialis (Northern fulmar) is the source of this 2324-nucleotide messenger RNA. RefSeq names its product protein unc-13 homolog C-like. Gene Ontology annotation, molecular function: syntaxin-1 binding; diacylglycerol binding; calmodulin binding. Gene Ontology annotation, cellular component: presynaptic membrane; plasma membrane; synaptic vesicle membrane. The annotation marks the transcript as partial. The transcript is spliced from 16 exons. The record is from RefSeq and is a predicted model, not a curated record. Lineage: Eukaryota; Metazoa; Chordata; Aves; Procellariiformes; Procellariidae. Gene Ontology annotation, biological process: synaptic vesicle priming; synaptic transmission, glutamatergic; neuromuscular junction development.